AUGGCAAUCGAUAAGACUUGGGUGACCAUGAGAAAUCGUAAGGAUCCAGCUUACUGGGAAGGUCUCCAAGUCUUUAUGGAACUUGCGUCUAAACACAAGGAUUGUGACGGAAGAAUUUUCUGUCCUUGUGUUAAAUGCAAGAAUACUAGAUUGCAUCCUUUGAAUACUGUGGAGGCACACAUGUUUACAAAGGGUUCCGAGAGUAGCUAUGAGAGGUGGAUUUACCAUGGGGAGCCAGAUGAACCUGUCGAGGCUAACAUCAAUGUCGAUGCGGAUGAGAUGGCUGGUGUCAUUGAAGAUUUCUUCCCUCCUAUACAUGACGACGAAAGAGCUGGUGAUGAUGAAAUGCAGAGGGGUCAGUAUUAUGAUGACAUGUUUGAGGAGAUUGAGGCAGAGUUGUAUCCUGGUUGCGACUGGAUAUCCUCCCUCAACUUUAUAGCAAAGUUGAUGCACUUGAAAAAUUUGGGAAAAAUACCAAAUUAUAUCUUUGAUGAAUUGUUGAAGUUGUUGAAGUUUGCAUUGCUGAAGGAGAAUAAAAUUCCUGCAACACACUAUGAGGCGAAGAAGAAAUUAGGAAAAUUAGGAUUUGGGUUAGAAUCAAUCCACGUGUGCGUGAACAAUUGUUGUUUGUUUCACAAUGAGCAUGCCUCGAAAUAUUUUUGCCCGGUGUGCGGGACCAGUAGAUGGAUUAAUGAGGAGACAAGCGGAAAAAAAGAAGCGCAUAAAGUGAUGCGCUACUUUCCGUUGACUCCUCGAUUGAAAAGAUUAUACAGUUCAAGACAUACAUCCAAAGAGAUGGUAUGGCAUCGUACUGGUCGUGUGAGAGAAAAUGGUGUUAUGCUUCAUCCUAUUGAUUCUGCCGCGUGGAAAGACUUUGACUCCAGACAUCCUGAUUUUGCAAGAGAUCCUCGGAAUGUUCGCCUAGGCUUAGCUGCUGAUGGAUUUAAUCCUUUUGGCAACAUGAGCCUCUCGUAUAGUAUGUGGCCUGUAGUGUUGGUGAAUUACAAUUUGCCACCUUGGAUGUGUAUGAAGGAUAACAAUUUCAUGUUGAGUCUCCUUAUUCCCGGACCGAAGUCACCUGGUAAGGACAUGGAUGUCUUUUUAAGGCCAUUGGUGGACGAGCUAAACGCAUUGUGA
Cannabis sativa is the source of this 1137-nucleotide messenger RNA. RefSeq lists its product as uncharacterized. The transcript has a single exon. The record is from RefSeq and is a predicted model, not a curated record. Bases 1 to 1137 code for a protein of 378 amino acids. Lineage: Eukaryota; Viridiplantae; Streptophyta; Magnoliopsida; Rosales; Cannabaceae.